UUUGUUCAGUAUGAGACAGAUCAGAAUGUUGCACAGAAGCUCAAUGCCACCAGGUCAACAAAAAUGGACAGAUUCCUUCCAUUAUAUCCUUGCUAACAAGUCAAGUUCAAGGGAGAAAAGGAUGUAUAUGCCCUAACCCCUUCUAUCAAGAAAUCUGCGCUAGGGAUUUGACGCACUUGCUUAGCAUGUCCGAGAACCUGGAUUCAAAUCCCAACACGCACACACACACAUGAACCCUCAAUCUAGUAUAGGAGUAUUCCAAGAUGUGCAUGUUAUGAUUUUUGUUGGCUUUGGCUUCCUUAUGACCUUCCUGAAAAGCUAUGGUUUCAGUGCUGUGGGGAUCAACCUACUCAUUGCUGCUCUGGGCCUCCAAUGGAGCACUAUCGCACAGGGGCUCCUGCACAGCCACGGACAGAAAUUUCACAUUGGAAUCAAAAACAUGAUAAAUGCAGACUUCAGUACAGCCACAGUCCUGAUUUCUUUUGGAGCAGUCUUGGGAAAAACGACUCCCAUCCAAAUGUUGAUUAUGACAAUUAUAGAAAUUGUUUUCUUUGCUGGCAAUGAAUAUCUGGUUGGUGAGAUAUUCCAGGCCUCUGAUAUUGGAGCAUCAAUGACAAUUCAUGCCUUUGGAGCCUACUUUGGUUUGGCUGUAGCAGGUAUCUUAUAUCGAUCUGGCCUGAAAAAUGGGCAUGAAAAAGAAGACUCUGUGUACUACUCAGACUUGUUUGCCAUGAUUGGCACUCUUUUUCUAUGGAUAUUUUGGCCCAGCUUUAACGCAGCCAUUGCUGAACCUGGAGAUGAACAGUACAGGGCCAUUGUCAACACUUACUUCUCUCUUGCUGCCUGUGUGAUCACAGCCUAUGCAUUAUCCAGCCUUGUCCAGCACCGAGGCAAACUCGAUAUGGUUCACAUUCAGAAUGCCACCCUGGCAGGGGGCGUCGCAGUGGGCACUUGUGCCAACAUGGAUAUCCACCUGUUCACUUCCAUGAUCAUUGGGAGUGUGGCAGGAAUUGUCUCUGUGCUGGGAUACAAGAUCCUGACUCCAUUUUUUGCUACUAAGUUGAUGAUCCAAGAUACUUGUGGGGUUCACAAUCUGCAUGGCCUGCCGGGUGUCAUCGGAGGCCUUGCAAGCAUCGCAGCCAUAGCCAUGGGAGUGCCUAGCACGUCUUCCGUGGCCAUGCAGGCAGCUGCGCUGGGUUCUUCCAUUGGAACAGCAGUUCUUGGAGGUCUGAUUACAGGUUUAAUUUUACGGAUACCUAUCUGGGAGCAGCUACCUGAUGAGUACUGCUAUGAUGAUUCUGUUUAUUGGAAGGUUCCUGAAUACAGAGAAUAUGACAAUCGCUUUCUUCUGUACGGAUACCACAAACAGCUGGAACCUGAAAUCUAAAUACCAUUGCUGCACCCCAGCUUCCUUCCCAUUACCAAGAAUCAAAUUUAAAUAAACAAAAAGGCACAUCCAGAAAUAUGGACCAACAUGUUAGAUGUUAGGUCCCAAAUUACUAGUGUAAAAAUAUCUUUAUAUUUGGUGCCAUUUCUCAAUAUUUGAAUGAUUGUCUAAUUGAAGUAGUGUGACUCAUAAAAUACAUGGUCUGAUGGGUUCUCUCCAGCACUCCAAAAUGAUUUUGAUGUAGGCUUUUGAAUUUUUUCCCAAUGAAAUAUGUUUACACAGAAAUCAGUGCUUCCUACUUAUGUCAAUUUCUUAAUGUAUAUACCAUGCCUUUAAUCCCAAAGACAAUUGAAGCAAUGAAACAAUACAUGUAAGAAAUCUAUAUAAGAAAAAUGAUAGAGAUGCAUAUAUAUUAUUGUCUUGGUUGACUAGUCAAGUCAGUAAUAUUAUGUCUUAUUCUAA
Castor canadensis (American beaver) is the source of this 1849-nucleotide messenger RNA. Lineage: Eukaryota; Metazoa; Chordata; Mammalia; Rodentia; Castoridae. The record is from RefSeq and is a predicted model, not a curated record.